AUGCUUGUUUCUGCCAAUCAUUUGAUCUUCGAUUUUGAUUGGGACGGUGCUCGUUUCGCAGGUAAAUUUCGUAUAGGUGAUCGAGUCCAGUUGAUUGAAAAUAAUCAAGUGGUUCCUGGUGAAAUCAUCCGAAUUCAACUAACAAAACAAAAAGGAUUUUAUGCUCCACUCACUCCAUCAGGUACCAUUGUAAUCAACGGAGUGCUUGCUUCGAACUAUGCUACAGUAAGCAAUCAUCCAUUAGUCCAUCAAGUAAUGAGCAUUUACCGAUGGUGGAUUUGGCUUUUUGGUGCAUCAAAAUCGAGCGAAUCUAUUCCUUCGUUAUUGGAAGCGAUUUGGAACAUUGAAAAGAUCAUUCGCUGGUGUGAUGGACACAUACUCAUCAACAAUCACUUAUAUGAUGGUGAAUUUGAAGUAUCAGGAAUCGAUUGA
This is a messenger RNA of Rotaria sp. Silwood1, 432 nucleotides long. Lineage: Eukaryota; Metazoa; Rotifera; Eurotatoria; Philodinida; Philodinidae. The record is from the annotation of a GenBank genome assembly.